Messenger RNA from Acromyrmex echinatior (Panamanian leafcutter ant), 3533 nucleotides. RefSeq lists its product as hypothetical. Gene Ontology annotation, cellular component: plasma membrane. The record is from RefSeq and is a predicted model, not a curated record. Lineage: Eukaryota; Metazoa; Arthropoda; Insecta; Hymenoptera; Formicidae. Gene Ontology annotation, molecular function: G protein-coupled peptide receptor activity. Gene Ontology annotation, biological process: G protein-coupled receptor signaling pathway.
UUUGGUGUUGAAUUUAUGUUCUAGAUUAAAUAUUUUUUUUCUAGAUUAAAUAUUUUUUAUGCAAAUUGCAUAUAUCACGAAGAUAUCGAGAAGAUAUUGACAUAACAGAUUAAUCGAUACGAGUAAAUUACAUAACAUCGCAUAUCAUAUUAUACGUUACAUUAAACUAAAUACAUUAGUUACAUUAGAUGUAACUUGCCAAAGCAUUUAUUUACUUAACAUUUUAAAGUUGAAGUCAAUAGACAAAUUGUAGUUGCAAUACAUCCUUGGCGCAAAAGCGGCUAAUAGUGAAAUUAUUAUCAGGUUAUCGUGGUUUCAACAUGUGCCUUUUACUCGUGAAUUUGUGUGAAUCAUGUAAAUGUAAAUAUUAUAUAUGUUAAUAAUAUAUGUUAAGAAAUAUAUUUGUAUAGAAUGAGAGAGUGGUUCCUAUAUAUAAAUAUAUAUUGCGCAUAAAUAAAAUAACUACUCGCAAGCUCGCGAUAUCGUUGCACAAGAUUACAUGACGGAUCGAAAUAGCAUAUCAUAAUUUCGCAAUGGAUAGAAAAGUUUUCAGAGCAUCAUAAUAAUGAGAUGCAGAAAUGUGAGAUAUGAAAUAUACGUAAUGAAAUACACGUAAAUAUUAUUUCGUAAAAAGCUUUUGAUUAACAGUCGAUUUAACGCGAUUUAUUAUGUGAUGACUAAUUAUUUUCCGCUAUGAUUAUUUUUUAUACACAUCGUUUGUUAGCCGUGUAAAUUUGUGUAACUGUGUUAAUUGUUUUUCAGUUUGAAAAUAAAACAUACGGUUGUAUAAUAGCCGAAUAUAUUUCAGGCUUAUUGAAUUCUUUUUAAUCGAUAUUUUUUAGCAAAUUAAUUAUAAUUUUCAAUGUAAUUGCGGGUGUAAGCUUUUUUUACCCAGAUUAAACUUCAACUGGAAUUUUAUAUAUGCAUACAUAUAUAUAUGUAUGUAUGUAUAUAUUAAUUUCGAUGUUAAUGUCCUCCCAGUGGAGCAACAUUCAAGCAAACUGCUUACUUCGAAAUUCGAAUGUUAAUACGUCAUGUUAUGAUAAUCGACAACAGAUGCUCUGCAGCUUCUAAUUAAAGAAGCCCAUUGUUAGUCGUAUCUGUGCUACAGGACAGAUAAUUCUUCUUCGAACCUAGUGUCAAAGAAGACACGAAUUUAAAUUCUCGAUUGUUGUGCGCUCAGUGCAAGAUGAUUUUGAUACGCAAUAAAAAUAUCCGUGUGUUGAUAUUCAUUGCGAGUAUUCUGUCAGUGAAUUCUAACGAGCUCUUCUCAGCUUACAAUGUUUCCCCCAGAGCCGUUCCGAAGUGUUCCUUGCCAAUAACAGUUUUGGAUUUCAUUCGCAAUACUAGUCAGCUUGAUUUAGAAACUAAAUGGCCCUGCGAAGUACGCUCGUACUGGCUGUCUUUAAAGCCAUUCGUCAAAUCCGUCCGUUUUUUGCUCCGCUAUGUAACGCCAUUUAUUAUAAUACUCGGUGUAUUGCUAAAUGCUGUAUCUUUUAGUAUGUUGAGCGCACCUGUGUUAUGUGACUCCAAUUUGUCACUUUAUCUAAGCGCGCUCGCUAUAUCGGACAAUGGAGCGUUAAUAUUCAAUUACGCCGUCAGCGUCGCAAAAUCACACUCCUCGUCCGUUAACGAUCUUUUUAUGAACAGCAAAUUUUUAUGCGGCGCGAAUUCCGUGAGCAUGGAACUUUUUCAAUUUACGUCGACCUGGCUGAUUGUCGCUCUCACGUGGACGCGUGCCAUCGCCGUGAUGUUUCCAUUCGGAGCUCGUGAUCAAACUCGCUCCGCGAUUACAAUUAUCACCAGUCUAGUCUGCAUAAGCUUCAUAAUAUCCUUAACGAAGCUGUACUCUGGCGGAUACGAAACUGACAGCGUUUUCGAAUUUGUACCCUGCCAGAAGAUGAAGCCAUGGGGCAGCGCCAUGUACUUUUACAUCGCCCUGUCCACGUGGCUGCCCUUGCUUUUUAUAUCGAUCGGCAAUCUGCUACUGAUCGUUCGUAUGAGGAGAUCUUAUAAGAUUCACAACGAAUUAACUCAUAAUUUUAGGUACAGAAGCAACAGAACAAACAAUUCAAGUAGAACGUUGUUCGUGGUAUCGAUAGUACAUUUGAUCUUGUUGCUGCCAUUGGGAAUUGUUGAAACGUUGGAACUUUAUUGGGACGUGAUUUUAAUCAAAUAUCCUAGUAAUACAGGAGAGAACGAGAGAUACAUACAUUGGUUACAAGAGAAGAUGUUACUAAAGUGGUGCCACGGCCUAUUUUUUCAUAUAUACCAUUGGAAUUUCGCAAUAAACUUUUUUCUGUAUUACCUUACAGGAAAUAAAUUCAGAAGUGUUGUUGCGCAAAUGUUGAAAAAUUAUACGGAUACAUAUCUGCCGUGCCACAAAAAAGUCUCGAGAUGUAAUACAUGGAAUAACUGUCACAAACAUUUACGAUCUUGCGUCACAUUGCUAACGAGAACUGUUGUACGAAGCAAACAAUUCAAUAAUAUGGCAAAUAAUUCAAUAAUAUUCAAUAAUAGAAGUAAUUCCAAUGAAAGAAACAGCAACGUUACCUAAUUUUGUAAAAACAAAGUACAUUAGGAAGAAAACUCUUUUCGAUAUAGGAACGUUGCAUUAUAUGUAACUCAUCAUCAUAUAUAAUAUAUGCGUCUUAAAAGAUAAAUCCGACAGAAAAGAUAUGUAAACAUUCAACUCAAACGUGAUAAACCAUCGUCUCUUUCUCGAUUAUUUUAUAUACAUACUCGUAUCUUUUUAAUUGAUUCCGGAAGUCGGUUCUCGAGGAGCAGAUUAUAUUCGGGUAAAGUUAUUUUUGUUUUGCAGUUUAUUUUGUUUACACAUGAAAUGUUUACACAUUAAACAUUGCAAAAUAUCACAUUGCGUAUUAGGCGUCUUCUGCAUAACAGCGUAAUUCUUAUAAUUAAAUAGCGAUUUAAUUACAUGUGUAAAGAUGAUUUGUUAUUAUAUUUUAACUAUAACUUCCAAUUUUUUCACUAUCAUCACUCGCCUUUUCUAGUCUUAUAAACUAAUGUUAUGGUCCCCUAUGCAGAUCUUUGAUGCAAUCUGGGAUAUCAUGAUAAUACUGUACUACAAAAAUUUCGAGCAAAUGGUACAAGAAUAAGAUGAACUACUAACAAUAAGAUGUAGUAAGAUGUACUAUUAGAACUUGUAUCACUAUUUUCAAAUCGAUAUGAAAUAACUUAGAGCAAUAUACGAAGUUCACUGCUGAUUUUGUUUUUCCUAAAAUUUAGUUAGUGACUUGACAUGCGUUUCAUAAAAUAUUCGAAUUUAAUGCAUAUGCUAAAUUAAUUGUAUCAAACAUAAUUACACAACUUGCGUAUGAGAACAUGAUUAAGUAUACACAUAUACAAUAAUAAUUACUCAUUUUAACGGCAGAUUAAAUGAAUAGUUAUCUAAACUACUAACGCACUUCUCUCUCCUUCGCUUCCUCCUUCCCUCCCAAUCAGUUAUGCAUUCACAUAAUAUACAUUUACAACUGUACCACAUUGGUAACUUUUACUGAAAUAAAUUCUAA